Messenger RNA from Hypomesus transpacificus, 2017 nucleotides. Its product is annotated as cytochrome P450 2J2-like. NCBI's taxonomy places the organism in Eukaryota, Metazoa, Chordata, Actinopteri, Osmeriformes, Osmeridae. Gene Ontology annotation, molecular function: iron ion binding; oxidoreductase activity, acting on paired donors, with incorporation or reduction of molecular oxygen, reduced flavin or flavoprotein as one donor, and incorporation of one atom of oxygen; heme binding. Gene Ontology annotation, biological process: xenobiotic metabolic process. Gene Ontology annotation, cellular component: intracellular membrane-bounded organelle; cytoplasm. The coding region runs from base 136 to 1617 and encodes 493 amino acids. The transcript is spliced from 9 exons. The record is from RefSeq and is a predicted model, not a curated record.
GGAUUCCCCUCUGGCAGUGUUGGGAGAGUAGCCGCAGAGAGCAGACGUGCUUCUGCAUCAAGCUUCAGGACCAGAACCAGACCAGCAGGCAGGAGGACAGUCUGCAGCAGCAUUCCGGGGGUCUUGCAGUAAAGCAUGAUUAUUUACAAGGUCUUUGAGUUCCUCGACCUGACAGGUUGGCUGGUGUUCAUCUCAGUCUUUCUGCUGGUGGCGGACAUGAUCCGAAACAGAAGUCCACCCAACUUCCCUCCUGGACCCCGACCCCUGCCGCUCCUGGGAAAUGUCUUCACUGGAGUGGACUUCAAGACCAUGAUAAAGCUGUCGGAGGAGUACGGGCCUGUGUUCAGCUUGAGGAGGGGAAGUGAGAGGGUUGUGUUUGUGUCCAGCUACAAGAUGGUGAAGGAAGCUCUGGUGAAUCAGCUGGACAGCUUUGCAGAUCGUCCCAUCAUCCCCUUGUUCCAUGUCGUCUUCAAAGCAAUCGGCAUAGCUUUAAGCAACGGCUAUCUGUGGAAGAUGCAGAGGAAGUUUGCCAACACCCACCUGCGUCAGUUUGGCGGGGGGAAGAAGACCUUGGAGAAAAACAUUGAACAGGAAAGCACCUUCCUCUGUGAGGCGUUUCAAGAAAAACAAGGGAUGCCUUUCAAUCCACAUUACUUUCUAAAAACCGCUGUGGGAAAUGUGAUCUCCUGUGUGGUGUUUGGUCAUCGUUUUGACUACAGAGACGACAACUUCCAGAACCUUCUGCGCUUGGACAAUGAAGCUGUCCUGCUGUCUGGCACAGCAAGAGCUCAGCUGUACGAUGCCUUCCCCGGCCUCUUCAGUUAUCUGCCAGGACCGCAUCACACCAUCCACGCCAACUACCGCGCAAUCACCGACUUCCUGGAGAAGGAGGUGGAGGCUCACCAGAAGAACUGGGACCCCGAAGACCCCCGAGAUUUCAUCGACACGUACCUGACGGAGAUUGGCCAGAGGAUGGACGACCCUAAAGCUGGCUUCAACAUCGAGUCACUGGUGGUGUGCAUCCUGGACCUGUUUGAGGCUGGAACAGAGUCUGCAGCCACUACUCUACGCUGGGCCCUCGUCUACAUGGUAAACUACCCAGAGAUUCAAGAGAAGGUCCAGGCUGAGAUAGACAGAGUGAUUGGACAGUCACGGCAGCCCAACAUGGCCGACAGACCCGACAUGCCCUACACGGAAGCUGUCAUCCAUGAAACCCAGCGGUUGGGAAACAUCGUACCGUUGGGCUUCCCUAAAAUGGCCAGCAAAGACUCCACUCUGGGGGGGUAUUUCAUACCCAAGGGGACGGUGAUUAUAACCAACCUUGCUACGGUGCUGUUCGAUAAGAACGAGUGGGAGACUCCAGACUCCUUCAACCCAGGACACUUCUUAGACUCACAAGGCCAGUUCCGGAAAAGAGAGGCCUUCAUGCCAUUCUCAGCAGGCAGGAGAGCGUGUCUGGGGGAGAACCUGGCCAGGAUGGAGCUGUUCAUCUUCUUCACCUCCAUGCUGCAGAGGUUCACCUUCUCUCCUCCACCUGGAGAGAUGCCCAGCAUGGAGGGGCUCAUGGGGUUCACCUACUCCCCUGAGGAGUUCCUGGUGCAAGCCCACCUGCGUUGAUCCCCCUGGCUUGCCGGAGCCAGCCCUUUGAGAACCAGGGGAGCCUCCUGGAAGGCUGGAGGACUUGGCCACUGGAACUAUCAUUCUCUAUGUAGGGUGUGUUGUUACUACAUUACAUAACCAAGUGACAUGCUUAAAUGCUAAAAAUGUUAGUAAGUACAUAAUAUGUUGCACACAUCUUUUCUGACAAUCCUGUUAUCUGUUCAAAUAUACAGCAAGACUGACUUUCUUAAAAAUAUUUUUUUCUCUUGAACUAAAAGUAUACGUUAUUCAAAAACUGCUUGUUAUGACUUGUUUUACAUACCACAGAGUUAUGCUAUGAUGAACUUUGCUUCAAGUAACCUAAUGCACGUGGCUAAUGAUUGGUGAAUGACUACAGAAAAUAAAGUUCAUGUUUGUG